AUGUCAGAUCCCAGCACCAGCACCACGCGACAUUACUCCCACGGCAGGGGCAGGUCCCGCUCACGGACAAGAUCACCACCAGGCUCAAGAUCGAGAUCGAGAUCGAGAUCAAGAUCAAGAUCUCCCUCCAGACACUCACGCUCCCCCGCAAGACGCCACGACGACAGACGCCGUUCCCAGACCCCACCCACCCGUCACCCCCGCAAUAGCCGCUCACCUAAGCCUCCUCCCAGGCAUCAUCGGUCCCGAUCCCGAUCCCCUAAUAGACCCGGGUCUCAGUCCCUUUCAGUUGAAAAAAAACCAACAUCGAGUAGCGGGCACAAGGGCCGAAGCCGAAGCAGGAGCAGGAGCAAGGAUCGGAGAAGCAAGGACACUCGCAGGAGCCGAAGCAGGAGCAGGAGCAGAGACCGUGGAAGUAAGGAUGACCGCAAGAGCAGGAACAGAAGCAGAAGCAAAAGUGGAAGCAAGAGCAGGAGUCGAUCUAGAAGCACAGAGCGAAAAAAUCGCUACCACAAAUCAUCUUCGAAACAUAGUCGCAGGAAGAAGGAUCGCAAGGACAGAAAGAAGGAUAAGAAGAAGAGCAAGAAGGAGAGGAAGAGCCACGCCUCUCAUGCAUACGGAACGUAUGGUGUCUUGACCCCCGCAGAUAUGUGGAACAAAGAAAACGAGUUCCAAGCCUGGCUCAUGGAAGUUAAGAACCUCAACCCGGAAACCAUCCCCCAGAACAAGAUGAAGGAACACUUCCUCGGCUUCAUGGAGGACUUCAACACUGUCACCAUGCCCCACGAGAAAUUCUACAACCUCACCCAAUGGGAAGACCGCCAACGCGCCAUCCGUAUGGGUGAACCCUUGCCGGAACAGAUCCAAGGCGCCGUCAACCUCAUGAACGACGAGGAGCAACUCCGGAUGAAACAACGUGACCGCAGAAAGAUGAAUCUCUCUAGUCAACCCCAGAUCUUGAUGACCCAGAAUCAGCUCCAGGAGCUCCGGAAGGUUGCUCAUGAGAGAGUUGAGGCCGAUAGGCUGAGGAAGAUGGGCUUUGAUGCCGGGCGGAAGGGUGUUCGGUACGAAUAGCAUCUCUUGGUCCAUGGAGGGAGGGUGUCACACAGGAUUAUCGUACGUAGCAACAUCGAGAAUACAUCGUUUAUUUAAUAACAAAACAAGUG
This is a messenger RNA of Gamsiella multidivaricata, 1166 nucleotides long. RefSeq lists its product as uncharacterized. The transcript has 4 exons. Bases 1 to 1074 code for a protein of 357 amino acids. The record is from RefSeq and is a predicted model, not a curated record. Lineage: Eukaryota; Fungi; Mortierellomycota; Mortierellomycetes; Mortierellales; Mortierellaceae.